Messenger RNA from Puccinia graminis f. sp. tritici CRL 75-36-700-3, 1540 nucleotides. RefSeq lists its product as uncharacterized. NCBI's taxonomy places the organism in Eukaryota, Fungi, Basidiomycota, Pucciniomycetes, Pucciniales, Pucciniaceae. The transcript is spliced from 4 exons. The coding region runs from base 1 to 1242 and encodes 413 amino acids. The record is from RefSeq and is a predicted model, not a curated record.
AUGAGCCAUCUUCGACUCCAGACCGCAUCACAUCACCUAGGCCAUUAUCCUGAGCAUAUUUCUCACUGGAGCUUGAUCGAUGAACAAUUAGAAAUCCUCCGGAACAAGUCAAGCUCUUUUCAAGAUAAAUUCAAAAAAGUCCAACAAUUGAUUUUGUUCCUUUCACAUUUGUAUGACAAGAAGAAUGCUAAACAAGAAAAAGUCGUUCUGUUGUUGUAUUUCACCGAAAUCUUCACCCUAUCUCGUCCUGGAGAUGCAUCGCAGCAGGCGGGCCCUGAUCGGCGUCUGCUCAAACCCCGAGCUUGCCCCGGGAGCUCGUCCGCCAAGAACUGGAUUCCACUAGAUAACCUCACCCAACAACGAAGAUGUGACGAGGACCUCAUCAUUCGGAUAACAAAAAACGACAUGAUCAGACUGUUGAUCAACCGCCACCAUCAUCAGAAGCAGCAGCAUCUCGCGUUUGAAGGACUAUUCAGUCGACCUCUGAUCACGAGCCAGCUUAAUCGACCGACGAAAGAUGUGAAGGCCUCAACUAAGAAGUAUUCGACCAGUUCGUCAAAGCAGGAAGAAGAAGAGGAAAGAAGAGGACGAACAAUGCUCGAUGAGCCGAUCGGAAUAGCGGAAGCCUUACGGGCCCGAUAUGUAAGACCGUUGAAGACGAUCUAUGGACGACUGGGGGCGAAGAAGAGCGCCGCGAAUGGAACGACGGCUCGGAGGAAGGAUGCGGGUGAAGAAGAGGGCACUGCAGAAGGGGGAGGCCGGUCGGAAGAAGCCAGCCAGCAGCAGCCUCUGCCUGAGUCGAUCACCGAGGCCUGGCGGCUCGGUCUCCAGGGCACCCAUCCUGCCCGGUUCUCCCAUCUCCGUGCCCGGGCCGCUACCCCGCUAGUGGUCUCCUCCAAGCCUGAUCGGCUACCCACUUCCGAUCUUCCUUCCUCCGCGGACUUGCUAUCGCCCAGUUCCCCUUCGGUGGAGGUCCCGGAUCCCGAGAGCCCUGGGGCCGAAGCGGCUAAGAAGAAAUCCUUGCUCCAAUCUUACUUGGCCCUCGAUAAACGGUCCCAGAAGAUAAUCUCCUUCUCGCUCUUUAUCUGGUCCCUCUCUGGGGUCAUCUACUUUACCUGGUUCUCUCCCUUCCAAUCCUCUUCUCCUACUCCUCCGAUUAUUAGUAGUGCUCGUACUCGUACCAAUAAGAUCCUUGCUUCGUCUGCUAAGAACUUGGACGAUUCUAAAGCUUUAUCGGCUUGACCAUGGUGUCUCUUUUUUUUCCUUUUUUGACGAAAUACAUCGAUCAGUUUCUUCAUUCGUAUGUGGAAUACACAUUGUAGAGAAAGGGAUGUCGAUCAGUCCUCCUCCUCCUUCUGCUUGUCUUUAGUUCUAUGUAACAUCAAUAUCUGCAAUGUCAUAGUCCAGACAACCGAGUAGGAAGUGCUUUUUUGGUUACUGGUUUUACCAUGUACUUUGCAGAUGUGUUUGAUUGUUUUUUUUUUGGUUUGUAUUUUGAGACUCUGGUGAGGAUUGGGUUGAAAGCUGUUUUGGAAGUUGG